UUUAAUUAUUCUGACCUUUGCCCAUAGACUAUAUCUCUAUUAAUAUGCACGUGCACACUCACACACACACACACACGCACAUAUAUAUAAUUUAGUUUGCUGCAAGGAAGAGAAGCUUUGUAUUUGGUCAGAAAAAAAAGAGACAAUAUGUCUGUGUCUGUUGUCUUGAGGAAUCCCUGUCAAAAAACUGGAGAAGGACCUCAUUGGGAGGAAAGCACUAAAUCCUUGCUGUUUGUGGAUAUUGAACCUGGAGGUAUACACAAGUGGAAUUCUGUGGACGACACACACACCAAAUUUAAUACUGAUGGAAAGGUUAGUUUAAUUGUUCCUUCGGAAUCUGGUGGUUAUAUCGUAUCCAAAGACACAAAACUUGCAAGUUUUGACUGGGAGAGUCAACAGGUGAAGCCAUUCGUUGAUGUGGAACCGGACAAACCAAAGAAUAGAUUCAACGAUGGUAAAUGUGACAGCCAUGGCAGACUGUGGGCAGGUACAAUGGAGGAAUUUCUGGGUGAACUAAAAGCGACUGAAGCUGGACAUUUAUACCGCCUUGAUAAAGAUCGGUCACUGCAUACCAUCAAAGAUAAGAUCAAUAUAUCUAAUGGUUUGGCCUGGACAUCAGAUGACAAAACCAUGUUCUACACCCAUUCUACUCCAAGAAAAGUGUUUUCCUAUGACUAUGAUAUUUCUACAGGGGAAAUGUCUAGAGAACAAGUGGUUGUUGAUUUUGAAGGCAAAGAACUCCACGAAUUUGGGAUACCAGAUGGAAUGGCAAUCGAUUUAAAUGACAAGAUAUGGUUGGCUUGCUUUGCCAGUAGCCAAGUAUUCCAAAUUGACCCAGAAACAGGUAAAAUUCUGAUGUCAGUCAAGUUUCCCGCGAGUCAGAUCACUUCCUGUUGUUUCGGAGGCCCAAACUAUGACGAACUGUAUGUGACAUCAAGUGCUACCUUUUUCACAGAAGAACAGUUACAAGAUAAAGAGAAAUUUGCUGGGAGUGUUUUCAAGGUCACCGGGUUGGGAGCUAAAGGUAAAGCAGCUCCCAACUUUCAUGGAUAGUCUACAACACUCUCCAGGUAUCUAUGGUAACUGAAAAACCACAGAUGCUAUAAUUAUGUUUGUUCAUGGAUAUCUUUAUAUAAAAUCAAUAAUGAAAUAAAUGAAAUUCAAGAGAC
This is a messenger RNA of Octopus sinensis (East Asian common octopus), 1169 nucleotides long. Its product is annotated as regucalcin. The transcript is spliced from 6 exons. The coding region runs from base 148 to 1053 and encodes 301 amino acids. Lineage: Eukaryota; Metazoa; Mollusca; Cephalopoda; Octopoda; Octopodidae. Gene Ontology annotation, biological process: L-ascorbic acid biosynthetic process. Gene Ontology annotation, molecular function: gluconolactonase activity; calcium ion binding. The record is from RefSeq and is a predicted model, not a curated record.